UGAAAACGAAUGAAGUAAAUGUAUCGCUCAGUGUGAACGGAUUUUAAUAAUAUGAAUUGCGCGCGCAUGUUUAAUGGCGACAGAAUCGUGCGUCCACUCGUUAAAGUGUAAAAAUUGCUCCAAUUUUCAAACGUUUACGUUAAGUUUCAGUGAUAAGCCAAUUUGUUUCUUUCACCAUAAGUGCAAUCAAACAAUUGAAUUUGAUUCCGUUACCAGGGUUUUAUACAACCAGCAAGACGAAGCUCAAAAUGCCAUUGGGCAACCACGCUGCCCUUACUCCUUUGGAAGAUAUGUCAGCGGGGAGAGGUCAAACGGGUGGAGGGCCUCUUCAAAACUGUCAAAAAGUUUUUAUACAACGAGAUUAUAGCGAAGGUACAAUGGUUAAAUUUCAAACACAGUUUCCUACAGAAUUGGAAAGCAGACUGGACAGACAGUCGUUCGAGCAUACAAUCAAUCAGUUGAACAAUUACUUUGCGGAAGCAGAACGCGCCAGUUGUUCAACUUUCUGUGAGGGCUGCCUUGCUUGCCUUACUGGUUAUCUAAUCUUUAUAUGCACUGAAACACAUUACGAGAAGUGCUUGCGAAAGGUCGCAAAAUUUGUUUGUGAACAAAAUGAUAGAGUUUACAAGCCGCGUGGAUUAUUGUUAACAGAUCCAACGACCCGUGGCCUCAGGCUAAUAGAAAUCUCUGUAUUAGACAGACCUGCAUCGUGACUGCAUGUUAGCCGAUCUACGGAAUUCUUCAUGUGACCCGCGCAUUUCUGCCGCAUUGCCAGAAUUAACGACCUACAUGCGCUGAUGGAAGUCUUUGGACACAAUUAUGCUGCGCUCUGAUUAAUUCAAGUUGGUCGUGCAUAAUUAAUUUUUCAUAUAAAAGAAAAAAGAAAAAAAAGAAAAUACUAGCAAGAUUUUAAAAUACACCUUGCACAAUUAUUGUAAUGAAAAAUUCAUGUGCAAUAAGGUUUAGCUCUCUUUCGAGUCUAACUGUGUACUUAGGUUUAUCGAACAUAAGUAUAUAUCAAAUGGACGAAUUACUGCUUCUAAGUUAUGAAGCACAAGAGUCUUUACGUUUACUCGAAAAAUCAAAGUAUUCGCUAAGUAUAUUUAUACUUGGAAAGAAGUGAAAUUUGAAGAAACAUUUUCUUAGAGCUUAUGAUUCAAUGUAAAACAAACAAAUUUUUUAAUAUUCGUUGAUUUUUUUUUAAUUUAUUUUUUGUUGUUUUUUUUUUUCUUUUUUAUUUUUUUAAAUACGUAGUUUCUCCUUUUUAUGGCAAGAAAUUCAUGUGUGAAAAUUUAUUUUACGUUUUACGAUAAAUGAAUGAAAAAGAACAUAUGGAUAUAAAUCGCGAAGCAAUCUAUAAGACUAAACAAGAAUCAUUUAACUUCUUACAAUCAUACAUUAGAAGACCAUAUAAAACGGAUCAUAAAUGAUUAACAUAUCCCGUUUUGUGUAUCAUUUAGCAUAUAGAGCUGGUUACAGACUGCAUUUAUUCGAUGAUAUAUUCAUGAAUGCAAUCUACACUCUAAUCUGUGUUUAUAGUAAAUUAAAUUAACCACAGAUUUUAGACGUUUGAAUUUCAUUUUGAAUAUUUUUUAUCGAUUACUGUCAAAGGACUUUGACUUUAUACGUUCCAAGCUUUAUAUGCAUUAUAAGUGGAGCUCUAAGUUUUUCCUCUACAAGGAGAUAUAUAUCUUCCAUAAAGUAUAAAUCUCUUUAAUUUAUUUUUCUCUCUCCUUUUUUUUGGGAUAAUGAAACAUGCAAGCUGGCUCAUUUUUCAUUAAUUUUUUUUUAAAA
Polistes canadensis is the source of this 1794-nucleotide messenger RNA. Its product is annotated as golgin subfamily A member 7. Gene Ontology annotation, biological process: protein targeting to membrane; peptidyl-L-cysteine S-palmitoylation. The transcript is spliced from 3 exons. Bases 249 to 713 code for a protein of 154 amino acids. Lineage: Eukaryota; Metazoa; Arthropoda; Insecta; Hymenoptera; Vespidae. Gene Ontology annotation, cellular component: palmitoyltransferase complex. The record is from RefSeq and is a predicted model, not a curated record.